UACGAAGCUGUGUUCCUUUGCAUCCACCCGAAAGGUCCCAAAAUGUCGCAAUCAGUGGCUGCUAAAUAUAUGAGAAAGUCGAAAGCAUUUGUAUAGAAGUGGAUACAGCGAUAUAUAGUGGCUAAAAAUGUCGAUGAUUUACCAGAACGUGGUUCGAUAGGAAAAGUGAACAAAAAAGAUGAAAAAAGGAUAGUGAAUCUGUUUGGAGGAAUCCUGCUUUAACAUUGCGGCAAGGUCAAGCAAAAUUAAUGGAAAAAUACGAAACUAUCCGAACCCUUCUUCAUACUCAUGAUCUGAAAUGGCGCAACACAAUGAAGAAGUUGACUGAAAAACUUGUGACAAAGCGACUCGCUUGGGCGCAUGAGAAUAUUGAUAAGAGAUUUUGAAAAUGUCAUUUUUACUGAUGAAUGUUCUAUAUGGGCACGUUCUGUCCUUACGCGAGCCUGGUCAACUUCCACCAAUAGGCUUGUUCAGCGGACCGUAAAACAUGGAAUAAAGGUGCAUCUUUAGGGCUGAUACUCAAAGCAGGGAUUCGGCACUUUGUACCUCUUUACUGACAACCUAAAUGCCGAGAAAAUGGUAGAAAUAUACAAAAAGGCUUUACUGCUAUCUGCCAAACGAUGGUUCAUCAGAAAAAAUAAACAUUUUAUUCUGCAGGAGGACAAUGAUCCUAAACACCACGGCAAGCUCUGUACUCAGUGGAAAACUCAAUCUGGCAUCGUUACAUUGGAUUGGCCGUCGCAGUCGCCCGUUGCAAAUUCUAUUGAAAAUGUUAAAGCAAGUGUCUUACGAAAUUCGUCGGAUCUGGAGAUCCUUGCCAUUAGAACACGACGUCAAAUUAGUAGAAAGCAUACCUCGGAGAUGACAGGCAAUUAUCGACGCCGGUGGUGACUGUACAUAUUAUUGACCAAAUUGCAUCAUUGUUUGUAAUGUGCAUAAUGUAUAUAUAAAUAUGAAAGUUUCAUAAAAUAAUUCUUUUUAUAAAUUAGCACGACCACGCUUUUACUUGACAGACUGCAUAUUAAAGAAAUAUCGUACUUUCCAGAUCAUAGUAUGCCCUUUAGUAAAAAAUGGGUAAAAUCAGGUCAAUAGUUCCCUUAUCCCUUAUAUACUCAAAUAAAAAAUUUUCGAACUUCAAAAACAAUAAUUAAAUUACCUUAAUGAAAUUUAAAUUACCUUAAUGAAAUUUAAAGAACGCCCUUAUGCCUAAAAUGGAUAAGAUCUAGUCACUACCACCCCUAGCGCCCAUAUACCUAGCAUAACAAUUUCAAACUUCCAAUUCUUGUAGAGAUUAUAUUGGAUUAUAUAUAUGAUUAAACUGGCUGAUAUAUGAGCUAUCUGCCUAAAAUUGGUAUCUUCAGUAUACUUGAGUAUUGUUAAACUUUAACUUAUUUUUCGCCUGCUUCCACGGGCGGGUAUUGCAUCGGAAACCUUCAAAGUUGGAAUGUUCUCUUCCGGCCGAAUAACAUGGCCUGGUCUGUUUGAUAUUAUAUUAAUAUUGUUACAAAAGUAGUAUUAAGUUGUAUUUGUAUUGCUAUAUGCAUCCCUUAUUAUGAACAAUAGCUGUAGGUAUAUGGAAUAGCGGCUGUCUGCUUGUCGAAACAAUAGACAUCUGGCGCCGCAGCCGUCUGCUUGUCUACUUAAACAAUUGCUGAGUCUGGCGCCACGGCUGUCUGCAUUUGGCGUCGUAUAGCAUUAUGUUCUUGUAAUUUCCAGACGCAUUCUAGAAGGACACGUCGGCAUCAGCGAGAAGUGCGUAGCUAUAUAAGCCGUGGCAGCGCCAACGUAAUCAAUCAGUGCUAAGAGUAAACUGUUAUGGUGUAGACGAGUUGUAAAAUAAAGAGUUGUUGAAUUGAAUUAAACAGUUUUUGGUUUUAUUCGUCAAUCCAGAGAUACGAACCUAGCAAAGUAAACUAGCAAGCAGUAAAAUCGUAACAAUAUAACCAAUUCCAUGUUCAGACCGACACUUAAUCCCACGAUUUCGGCUGUUGAGUGGUUUAUCCCACUAAUCUUAUAAAUUUUUCAAGAUUUCGCCAUACAAAAAUGACAGUUUUAAACCACUUCAUUGAAAUGAUUUGAAACUGAUCCACGCAAAAUCUCUCUGUGCGACUCUGACUACAAAGGGAAAAAAUGUAAACAAACAAAUUUUUUUUAAAGCAUCCAAUUUCACAUAAAAAUCGACUUAACAAAUGAAAAAAUGCAUCCACUAUUUCUAUUAUAUGGAAAAUAUUUGAAAAAAGACGGCUUUUAUUUCAAAAUACUAUAUGACAAUCUUUUCUUUUGAUGAAUAUUAAGCGAUGUGACUUCAUGAAUGACAAUAACAACUGCUUUUUGAUCUUUAUAACGGCAGUGAGAACACUGUUGGGUCAUGAAAUGCUUAAAUGUAAUCUAAUCUUUUAAAUUUUCGGUCUGAACAUGGUUAAUGCCCACGUACAGAUUUGGCUACGGCAAUGGCAAUAUAUUUGACAAUUAGUAUACCAUAAACUUUUGCGUAAAUAACGCAGCGGCAGGGCUGAGUGGAUGAAAACCAAGAAAUUAUAAUUUUUUUGAAACAUCUCUUGACGUGAGAUGUUUAAUGGAUGUAAUUGUUAUAAAUAAAUUAAUUCGUUUUGCGUUUCAUUUCUUUUGUACUAAUAUUAGAGAACAAGUGAGAAUUUGAGGUAAAGUGCCUCUUUUAUUUAUAUCAUUUAUAAAUCAAUAUUGACAAGUAGUUUGUGUCAUAAAGUUGAAAGCAAGUUCUUGAUCGUGUAAUUGCAACGUAAGUGUUUUUAGUUUUUUUUGACAUAUUUAAAAGUACUGUGAUCGCUUUGUAAUAUAUAUAUAUAAUGGCUGCAAUGCAUCUCUGACAUUUCGAAUUCAUAUAACGCGCGUUGGCUUUAUUUUAAAAGUUUAUAUUUUAAGCAUUUUUAACACAGGUUAAACAUAAAAAGUGCGUAAUAAUCAUGUCAAAUGUUGAUGUUCAUUGCGAUAAUGGUGCCGUACGAAUAAUAGUUCGUGAAAGACCAGUACGAGAUGCACAAGGAUUUGAAGAGGACUCUUCAAGUGUAAUUUCAUACCUAGAAGGCACUCGGAAUGUGCUUCUUGCGGACGGAAGACCAUUUACUUUUGAUAAGGUCCUAGGCCCAAAUGCUUCACAGGAACAGUUAUUCCUUGAUGUUAGUUUCUUAGUUGAAAAAGUAAAACAAGGUUAUAAUUGUACAGCUUUAGCUUAUGGGCAAACUGGUACUGGUAAAUCUUAUUCGAUGGGACUUAAUUCCAACGCUUGUGACGGAGAGUUUGUAGGAAUUAUCCCACGAUGUUUGAGGGAAAUACUAAACACAUCUCUGAAUAAUGCUUUAGAAAGCCAUUUAAGACCAAUCGAGCUAAACGCGUCAUUUAUAGAAAUAUAUAAUGAAAAGGUGUUUGACUUGCUAAGUGACAAAAGUACGGAUCCAAUCUCUUCUCGGGGAUACAAAUAUACGGGUGGUACUCGAAAGGUUCUCAAAUCUUUAGAAGAUUGCUAUAGUGUCCUACUCCAAGGUAACAAGAAUAGACAUGUGAGACCGACCAAAAUGAAUUCACAAAGUUCAAGAUCACAUGCAAUUUUUACAAUUCAUAUAAAUACUUUUUCUGGAAAUGGUGUUCUCAGUACCAGGUUAAAUUUAGUAGAUUUAGCUGGUUCAGAGGGUGUGCGCAGAACAGGUCAUCAAGGAAUGGCGAUGUCAGAAGGAGUCAACAUAAAUCAAGGUCUUUUAUCCAUUGGUAAAGUUUUACAGGCUAAAGCGCUUGGGCAUAAAGUGGUACCAUAUCGUGAUAGUGUAUUGACGUCAGUUUUACAAGAUUCGCUUAAUGAUAACUCAUAUUUAACACUUUUGGCUUGCAUUAGUCCUCAUCGUUCAGAUCUAUCUGAGACCUUAUCAACUCUUCGUUUCGCCCAAAGUGUGAAACAAUUGAAACACUCACCGCACAUAAAUUUUAUAGCAACAGAUAUAAAGAAAAAUCGCUUGAAAACUCCAAAGAAACCGCUCAUGACACCAGUACCUGCCAAGCCACCAUUUUCUAAAAAUACCAUUAACAUGGGAAUAAAGGUUUUAAAACCUAUUUAUCAUAGUAACACAUUUUGUACUCCGAGCAAGCUGAAAAGAUACGCUAAUGCCGAUAAACUGAACCGAUCGGAAAUUGGUUUAACACCCAAGCAAAAGAAAAAAGAGCAAACAGGUCUUUUUCAGUCUUGUGUCUCUGACCUUCCUAUGGUGCACUCCAAAUUGCUACAAACCAAUCGAGAAUCAACCAUUAUAAUGGAUAAAUCCCUCGAUUCUCGAGCUUCGAUUAUGAGUUUGAAUGUGUCAUCAUCAACAGUGGUAGGAAAUGAUGGGAUCGCAUCAAGUAAAGUCAUAAGCUACAGUCCCGUCGUGCGAAAGUGUAUGGUAGAAAUAGAAAACGUGAUGGAUAGCAAAAUGUCACAAUUAAUGGAAACUUUAAAAGAUAUAAAUAAGGAUAAUAUUCAACAUCGAUCUGAAAUCAUGGCCACUCCAUGGCCAAGUACGGGUGAUUCAGUUAGUGCAGGACCACUUCCACUUGCACUCCGUAAUGAAUUAAAGACUAUUAUACAAGAAGUAUUAAAAGAAAAUGUCAAAUCAAAUAUUAAAAUUUCGGACGACGCAAAUAGAUCCGAGUCAAUAUUAUUAGAUUCUUCUCUUUUAAGGAAUGAUCCUAAAUGUCAACUGUUUGCUACAAGUAGUCCAGUUUUCAAAGUCCCAUCUGCACCGAAUAAAGAAUUAAAUAGUUCUGCAAAUUCUUUUAAGACAAAGCAGAUGUCUCUGAAAGUAAUGGAAAUCGAUGAAGAAGCUAAACGUUAUAAAACUGCAAUAAGACGAUCUAGGCGGAUUUCUGCAGUAAGGGGGGAAGUGGUAUUACACAGUUCAUUUAAUGAUUUAAGAGGACAAGGUUGUAUUAAUGAAGCAUUACGACGUUCUAGUCGCAUUUCGAAAAUUGGGGCACAAACUGAAUUGCAGAGAGCAAACGAUUCUUCUAUGAUAACGCUAAGCUCAAUGCCACGAAAACAAAAUAUGUCUCAUAUUGAAAGACGGAAAGAAAAGGAUGGAAAUGGAAGAACCAAACAAGCCUCUAGAGCGCAUAAUAAUUCAAGUUCGCACAUCAACGAAAAAGUAAAGAAAUCGAAUAUUUUGAAACAUCGAGCGGCCGUAUUAAAUUUAUUAAAUUCUGGCUCUAUGAAAGAAUUGCAGGUACUGCCUCAGAUAGGCCAAAAAACGGCAUAUCAAUUGGUAACUCAGAGAACAUUGAACGGAAAAUUUAAAAAUAUAUCACAACUUGAAAAACUCACAAUAUGGCGUGGAAGCUCAUGGACACGUUUUGCGCAAGCUAAUUUGCUCAUUGAUUAAAACGGCUUCCGACAUUUUCUUCAUUUAAAGCAAUAUUUAUUUUUAUUUAACAUCUCAUAUUAUGUAGUAAUGCAAUUAAUUACGUUUUUAUUGUAAUAUUAUAUUCAUAAAAUAUUCAUAUUAAAUUAAAAAUAUUGUACAACAAAAA
This is a messenger RNA of Bactrocera dorsalis (oriental fruit fly), 5529 nucleotides long. RefSeq names its product kinesin-like protein Nod (gene nod). Bases 2943 to 5381 code for a protein of 812 amino acids. Gene Ontology annotation, biological process: microtubule-based movement; mitotic spindle organization. Gene Ontology annotation, molecular function: microtubule motor activity; ATP binding; microtubule binding. The record is from RefSeq and is a predicted model, not a curated record. Lineage: Eukaryota; Metazoa; Arthropoda; Insecta; Diptera; Tephritidae. The transcript has 12 exons.